GCACAGGCAGCACAUUAUGAACGUUGGUACCUCCCUGAGGCAGAGGUUACGCAGCUCGUGCAGGUGUUUUGCAUAAGGGAGCUCCUCGCUUUCCCCUUAACAGUGUGCCAAGACGCUACCUGAAGUCAUGGCUGACCAGGUGGCCGCCAUGUGUGAUCAGCUUAUUAAAGCUGUGAAUGUGAUGAUGGAUCCAGAAACAGACCAAAUUUACCGACUGGAGGCCCUAAAGUUUUGCGAAGAGUUUAAAGAGACGAGCACCUUCUGUGUCCCAUGUGGCUUACAACUGGCCGACAAAGCCCAGACAGCUGUAGUGAGACACUUUGGUUUGCAAAUUCUGGAGCACGUCAUCAAGUUUCGAUGGAACAACAUGCAACAACAAGAGAAAGUUCAGUUGAAGGAGUGUGCCAUGCAGCUGUUAUCAACUGGUACUCAUGCUAUCCUGGAGGAGGAGAGCCACAUCAAAGAUGCCCUGUCAAGAAUCAUUGUGGAAAUGAUAAAGAGAGAAUGGCCUCAACAUUGGCCAGAUAUGCUGAAAGAGAUGGAGGCUCUCACCAGCCAUGGGGAGGCACAGACAGAGCUGGUUAUGUUGAUCCUGUUGAGGCUGGCAGAGGAUGUGAUCACCUUCCAGACGCUGCCCACCCAGCGACGCAGAGACAUCCAGCAGACACUCACCCAAAACAUGGAAAACAUCUUCAGCUUCAUGAUCGCCAUUCUGCAUGUUAAUGUCGAGGACUACCGUAAACUGAAAGGGUCACUUGGACAUGAACUGCAGGCCAGAGCUCACUGUCGAGUUGCUGUGGCUACACUGAACACGCUUGCAGGCUACAUAGACUGGGUGUCUCUGGUGCACAUUACCUGUGGAAACUGUCAUCUGCUGGAGAUGUUGUGUUUGCUGCUGAGCGAACCGGAGCUGCAGCUGGAGGCAGCAGAGUGUCUGCUCAUCGCUAUCAGCCGGAAGGGCAAGCUGGAGGAUAGGAAGCCAUUCAUGCUGCUGUUUGAUGAUGUGGCCAUCCACUACAUCCUUUCUGCAGCCCAGUCAGCCGAUGGACUUGCAAUAUGUAAGAAAUCCUCUGAAUCACAAGCAGUGGAGGUGGUGGAGCGGCGUUACAUCUUCCUGAAGAGGCUGUGUCAGGUCCUGUGUGCUCUGGGAGGACAGCUCUGCUCGUUGGUGGGUUCAGAUGUAGAGGUCGAUGUACCUGCAAAUCUCAGCAAGUACAUGGAAGCCUUUUUAGCCUUCACUACACAUUCCAGUCAGUUUUUAAAGUCGUCCACUCUGGCUACUUGGGGAGCUUUGUUCAGACAUGAGACUCUGUCAAAGGAUGUGGUUGUUGUGGAUAAGGCCAUCAAAUUCCUCAGAGCGUGUAUGACCAACCUACUCAAGACUGGAUUUCCAUCUAGAGCUGAUAACCCAAGCUGCGAGUACUCGCGUGUGGACUUUGACAGCGACGAGGACUUUAAUUCUUUCUUUCAUUCUUUCCGAGCACAGCAGGGAGAGGUGGUGAGGAUUGCAUGUCGCAUUGUCCCUCUGGAGGCUUUCCAGAUAGCAGCAGAAUGGUUACAGUAUCAGAUCGCCAGCCCUAUUGAUACUGGGGCUACCACAUCUAAGACUGCUGAGGGCCUGUGCUCCCUCCUGUCUCCGUCAGUGGUCCAGUGGGAUGCAAUGACCGUCUUCAUGGAAUGUAUGGUCGCACAGAUCUUCAAAAAUGUAGAAGAGGAGAAGUUGCCCAUAGAUCAGAGCAUGGAGCUGCUGCAGGCUGUGCUGAACUACGACACCAAUGAUCCGCUCAUCUUGUCCUGUGUGCUCACCAACGUCUCUGCCCUCUUCCCAUUUGUCACACUAAGGCCGCACUUCCUGCCACCGGUCCUCUACAAGCUGUUUAAAGCCAUCACAUUUGAGGUUGGUCAGGAAAGUAAGGCACCUCGAACCCGAGCUGUAAAGAACGUGAGGAGGCACGCCUGUUCUUCCAUCAUCAAAAUAUGCCGGGAUUACCCACAGUUCAUCUUGCCUUGUUUCGACAUGUUUUACAAUCACGUAAAGAAGAUGUUCUCAGGGGACGCCAUGCUCACUAACAUGGAGAAAUGUUCACUGAUGGAAGCUCUGGUGCUCAUCAGUAACCAGUUCAAAGACUUUGCAAAGCAGAAGGCUUUUCUAGAUGAACUGAUGGCUUUAGUGGUUGCAGAAUGGACCUCGGAUGAGAUGAGGCAUGUGCUGUGGGACCCUGCUAUGUUCCUGUCCUUUGUUGGAGCUGAUCAGGUUGUCACUGAGCAAAGUAAAGAUACAGACACAGCGGCCCUUAAUAGGGGGCGGUUGAGCUUCUGCUUAUAUGCCAUGUUGGGGGUGGUGAAGCGGGCACGCUGGCCUGCAGACCUGGAGGAAGCCAAGGCUGGUGGCUUUGUGAUGGGCUACACUCCUGCAGGAGCUCCCAUCUACAGAAACCCCUGCACUGCCCAGUUUCUGGUCUUGCUGCCCAACCUGCUGGCUCUAAUCAGGACUCACAACAGCUUGUACAUGCCAGAGAACAUGACUCGUCUGAGUGCGACUUUCUCCAGGGCCCAUGAAGUGAUGGAUACAGAGAAAAAUGUGGUUCUUGGUCUCUCUCAGCAUCUUCUGGAUAUUUAUGACUCUCCUGUGUAUAGAACCAACCUGGAGCGAAUGCAGGGAUUUUUCACCACAUUGUAUGACAACUGCUUCCAUGUCCUGGGGAACGCGGGUCUGUCUCUGCAGCAGGAAUUCUACACCAUUGAGAGGUUGGCAGAAGAAAUAUCUGGCUCUGCUUUUGUCUCCCUCGACCAUGUGCCUGACCACAGACUUCGCCCUAUGAUUCGGGUGUUUCUGAGGCAGUUGGUGGUGUCGUGUCCUCAGGAGUACUACAACAGUCUACUCUGCCCCCUGCUGGGACCUCUGUUCGCCUACAUGCUGCAGAGACUCAAUGCCAAGUGGCAGGUCAUCAACCAGAGGACUUCUGUCAAUGGGGAGGACGAGGAGGAGGCGGUGUGUCAGGAGAGCCAGGUGACGCAGGAGAUGUUUGAGGAGCAGCUGGUUCGCCUGCUCACCAGGGAGGUGCUGGAUCUUCUCGCUGUGAGCUGUAUUUCCAAAAAAGGGCCUGAACCAGCAGCAAAUAAGGAGGAAGUAGAUGAGGAAGACAUGAUGAUGGAUUUAGUGCAGACGGCGUCUCCUGCCCAGCCCACAGAGGAGCUGACUGAGCUGGGAAAAUGCCUGAUGAAACACGAGAACAUCUACAUGACCCUGUUGACCCUCUCCUUCACCUCUCUGUCGUGGAAGGACACCACCAACUGUCACCGCACUGCCUCCAUGGUCUGCUGGACACUUUUGCGGCAGGUCGUAGGGGGUAAUCUUCUUCCUGAGGCGGUGACGUGGUUCUAUACCAGUGUUCUUCGGGGCCUUCAGGUUCACGGGCAGCAUGAGGUCUGCAACUCUGCCCUCUCUCAGCUGGCCAUGCUCAUCUAUGAAAACCUGCGUCCUCGCUACAUUGAGCUGAAAGCAGUGAUGACCCAGAUCCCAAACAUCGGUGUGGAGGCUCUGGACCAGUAUGAUCACAGGCUCAUGGACCCCAAUGCCCCGAAGGUUGGAGACAAGAAGAGGAAAGACCAGUUCAAGAAGCUCAUUGCAGGAACUGUUGGGAAAGCUCUGUGCCAGCAGUUCAGGAAGGAGGUUCAUAUCCGGAAUCUUCCAUCGCUCUUUAAAAAGCCAAAGCCAGACAAGGAUCUGCUACCGAACAGUGAAGCACUGGGCCUGGCAGCUCUCUUCUCCCCGGAGAAUAAUACCCUGUAGGAACACAUAGUGGUUCUAAUGGACUUCUGACUGAAGACGGAGUUGUGUACAAACCAGGGUUUCCCCUCACCGUCCUCCAGCUGGGGCAGCGUGGCUUUACCUAGCAUAACUGCCAACAAUCCUGUUUUCCAAUCUUUUAUGUCACUCCUCGUUGUGCCACAGCACGACUUACACUCCUAAGUAAUAUCUUUCUACUAGUCAUUUGUCCAGGCAAGUAUCACACAUUAGAUCCCGUUUUUAAAUCCUAUUCUGUUUCUGUGUUAGAUUGUGUUAAGAGACCAUCUUAAAAUAGCAGACUAUUUAAUAUUUGCUCUGCUGCAGCUUUAUUGAGCCACACAACUAUCUUGAAACAGGAUGGGUUUUCGUUUCACUUUGGACCUUUUUUCAUUUUAAAGGGCAAUAUUUGCCCAUUGCUCAGCAUCAUGCACACUAAGCAUGUCAGAUAUAUGGGACAAGGGGAGCCCAGCUGCGGUUUGAUAUACAGCAUAAAAAUUAGCAUCUAAUGAUAUCCAAACGAGCAAAGCCAAUAUAGCCAAUAGCUGCAGGAGUAGCCUAUUAGGAGUGUGGGUAGUGUGUGGUUUGUGGAGAGGUUUUUGUACCUCUCCACAAGUACUUUUGUACUUUUUUUAUUUUUUUUAUUUUAAUAUUAAUUUUAGAAGUUGGUGUUGGCAGAUAUGUUGUGUGAGCACACGGCUGCUGUCGAGGUUAUUAUAUUCUGGGUCAAGAAGAAGUGAAAUCUUGGACAAAUCCUUGUACACAUUUCUGUAUUUGCCGUAAUUUCCUUUUGACUGGACAAGCUUGAAUGCAGUCUCUGAUUCUGAAGGAUGUGCUUAGGUGCCUCAGGUGUGACGUUCCCUAAGAUGGGGUGAAGAUGCUUUAUGGAAACACCCUAAGAGAAAAAAGCAGCUGGUUUGUGUUUUCAUGAAUGGUUAUUGUAGUUAAUAGUUAAUAUGUACAACAGUUUUCUAGUAGUGCAGAUAAUACACAGUAGUUGGUUUAGGCAAUGAUGGUUUGCAUUUUACCAGUUCCUUAUCAGCACAAACUAACAGCCCAAGUACAAUUUUAUUUUCUUAUUUUUUUUGGGGGCAUUGCUGCCUUUUUUGGAUAGGAAAGCUGGGAUAUGAAAUGGGAGGGAGAAGGGGGAAGACAUGCAGGAAAACCAUCACAGGUCCUCUGCAUACGUGCGCCCGCUCUACCAACUGAGCCAAUCGGCCACACAAUACAAUUUUUUCUUUUUUUUUUUUUUUUUUAAUGCAGUGCGCAUAUGCUACAAAUAAUACAGCCACAUUUUGUGCCAAAACACUCAUGGUAGACAUGUUUGACAAAUGUGACCAGACAAUUAUGUCCGAGAAGCAAAACCUAAUAAGAUAUACCUUUUCAUAAUGAUUAUUUAAUGGUGCACUCAACAACUAAUGUGUAGCUUAAUCCAAGUCUUUCUGUUGUUUUAGCUGUUCCUUUGGUGAUGAUAUUCUGUUUUUCACAUGUUUUUUGUGUUUUUACUGGUUUUGCCAGCCAUAGGAAAAAGAUGAACCAGCACUACAUUCCUUCAUUGUCCAAGAGAUUGUUUUUAAGCAUAAUUCGAUGGAUGCAUUUUGCUCUUAUGGAGCUGUCGUAGUAGAGAGUGAUUUGUGUUGUGUUGUGUAGAUUCAGACCAAAAAUAAAUGGGAGUUAUUUUGGCAUGGAGUGAGCCCCCUUUUAAAUGUAUAAAGACUGGUCUGAUUCAGAUAACGUUUUACUAAAAACACAUGAUACUUGACCAGGAGUAGCUUGACUUUGCAAUGAUUUCCCUGUCUUUGUGAUGAUUUUUUGUUAACAUGUGGCCAUUUUUAAAUAUGCUUGUUCAACACUAAACUGUUCUGUACAAAAGAAAAAAUAGGCUUUUUAAAAGUGCA
Molecule: messenger RNA, 5685 nt
Organism: Perca fluviatilis (European perch)
Lineage: Eukaryota; Metazoa; Chordata; Actinopteri; Perciformes; Percidae
Product: exportin-5
Exons: 33
Coding region: 128-3793 (1221 amino acids)
Biological process (GO): protein export from nucleus; RNA export from nucleus
Cellular component (GO): cytoplasm; RNA nuclear export complex; nucleus
Molecular function (GO): nuclear export signal receptor activity; small GTPase binding; RNA binding
Source: RefSeq, a predicted model, not a curated record